AAAAUGGUUUCAUUAUUAAUGAUAUGGAUAAAUUCAAGAAUUAAGUAUUGAAAGAAAACUAUAGACAUACUAAUUUUAAUAGUUUCAGAAGGUAUCCUAUUAUUUAUUAUAAGAUCAUUAAAUUUGUAUGGGUUUUCUUCUAAAAAAUACAAUAAAGGAAAAAUACUAUAUAUAAACCCUAAUUUCAAUAUUAAUUCAGAAUAACUUCCAAGAAUUUAGAUAAGGCAAGUUGAGAUAUAGGAUUUCAAAAGCGAAUUAAUUAGAGACUACAAUAUAUUAUAUGAGAUUAGGGAAAGUUAAAAAAACAUCAUGCAAUAAAUUAAAUAACUAAUUGAGGCUUAAAAUUUACUUUACUAAAAGUUUUAGAGAUAAUAUUUGGCUUAUUUAAAAGAAAGAAUAUUUUAAAGAAUACGAUUUAGAAAAUUAGAACGAUUUUGUUUUUGUUUCUAUUUUAAUAUACAAGAUUAAAAAUAUAGUAACUAAAUAUAUUAUAUUUUGAAUAGAAAAAAUAAUAGAAAGAAGUCUGGUGAUAGUAGCAAAAACACUUUCAUAAUCAUCUGAAAGUUAAAUGAUAUUAGAUGCUUACAAAUUAAAUUAAUAACAAGAAUCANUUAUGAUAGGAUUAUGUAAGAAUAAGAGUUAAUGGAUAAACUAAAGGAAAAAAAGUAGGGAAAUUUGUAUGGAAAUUCCAUCUUAAUAUUACAAAUAAGAAAUACAGUAUAUAUAUUGUAUCUUAAAAAUAGAAAGGUUCUUAUAUUAGAAAUGGAAAGAAGCUAAUUCUUGUUAAGAAUGUCCUUGUAUUGGAGAUAUAUCUUAAUAAACCUUUAAAUAAUAAUUCUAUACCUACCCAUUAAUAAAUAACUCAAUAUUUGAUAUCAAAAUCCCAAAUUUAAAUUUAAGAAGUCCUGAAAUUUUAGAACUCUGUGACACAUAAGAUUAAAAUGAGAGUAGUGAUUUAGAUUUAAUGGAAGUUUAAAGUGUUAGUAAUAUAAGUAAUUAUCUUAAUUUGUGA
Paramecium primaurelia is the source of this 1012-nucleotide messenger RNA. Lineage: Eukaryota; Ciliophora; Oligohymenophorea; Peniculida; Parameciidae. The record is from the annotation of a GenBank genome assembly.